GCAAUUAGAUGAACAAUCAGUCCCUGGACUCCGCUUUCAUUAGCAACUCUUCUUUUUUUUACCUGAAAAAAAACUUCAUAGCAUCAUGCCGCUAGGUUUAUUUGGAAACAAAUUCUCGCCAAAAAAAACUCCACCAAGACGUGCACAGUCAUUGUCAAAUCUUCAGUUGGAUGCAACUGAAUCAAAAGCAGAGUUUGGUCUAGAUUAUGGUGCAGUAAAAGUCAGUCUUGGUGGCCAUGAAGUUGCAUUUGAAAAUGGUCUUUGGAUAAAUGAAACAGCUGGAGGUGGUUCUAGCCACAAGGAAGUUAUGAAACUAAGAAAAGCCAAUCAAACAUUGCAUGAAGAAAACAACUUAUUGAAACUUAAGAUUGACAUCCUGUUAGACAUGCUUGCAGAAACAUCAGCAGUUUCACACUUUCAUGAGAAUGAACUCAAACAGUUGAGAGAAACAAAAUUGUCUAAGAAACGCUGAUUUGGUUGUCUAUUUUUUCCUAGCUUUUGUGAGAUAUCUAAGAGAUGUAUACAUGGACGAUUUGUUUGAAAAUUACUGAUAUAUUUAUAAAAUCUAUUAACUUAAAUGACAGUAUAAAGUUGUUUAAAAAUAUUUAGAUGGCGUAAUCUUUAAAGUUUAAUACCACAUUA
Molecule: messenger RNA, 642 nt
Organism: Physella acuta
Lineage: Eukaryota; Metazoa; Mollusca; Gastropoda; Physidae
Product: protein chibby homolog 1-like
Source: RefSeq, a predicted model, not a curated record